AUGCGAGGCUCAUCUGAGUCUUUGUUCACUAAGAACAGCUAUUCUCGCCACUUAGCUCAGUCUCAAAAUCCUGCAUGUGUCACCAUAUACAAGCAGAUGCAAAACUACGUACCUUUAGGACCAAACCAACAUUCACAAUCUCCAAGUCCAAGUGCGGCACCAACUGAAGUACAUCACCAACCUGAUGGUGUGGUCUAUGAGCAUGAUUUUGACAAUAUAAACUUCGAUUCGGAAAACCCACCAACUAAUAUUUUUGAGGGGGACUACUUUAACACUGAAGCAGAGGACCUGGAAUGGCCUGCUGAGGAGGCUGAUUGUGAUGGUGAUCUGGGUUUGGAAUUGGAGGAAGAGGAAGAGGAUGUCAAGGCUGAAGGAGCAGUAGCUGAGCAAGAAAGAGACUGGGAGGCUCCCAUCGAAUGUCAAGAUUUUCCUAUGGAAGAUAACACGGACCACACAGACACACCUUCUACUACUCACGAUCCUGUUCAAAAUAGUGUUUGCUGGCACAAAGCUGAAGCGCUGCUAUAUCAGCAACAACAUAUAGUUAAAUUCCCUCUUCAAAGUGCAGGAGCUACCUUAAACCCAGCCUCGGAUGAUGAACAUCAUCAGAAUGCCUACUAUCGCUAUCAUCAGCAGCUGUCAACCUCCUCUGAUGACUCAGAGGAUGGAAUUUGGGUGCCUUUCUCAUCUCAAAUUGACUAUGAGGUGGUGCACUGGGCGAAGACACAAGGACCUGGAUCGACAUUAUUCUCGGACCUUCUCAAAAUUGAAGGGCUAGGACUGUCAUACAAAAACUCAUGCAAACUAAAUAAAAUCAUUGAUACCAAGAUUCCUGCCCACCGGCCUCGCUUCCAGCGCAAGGAGAUUCUAGUGGCCGAUAUCAUUGAGUGUGUCAGAGCACUUUAUGGAGACCCAGAGUUUGCACCAUACCUCAUGUUUGUCCCAGAGCAGCAUUAUACAGAUCAAGAUGAGACAGAAAGGCUAUACCAUGAUCUACAUACUGGAAAAUGGUGGUGGAAUACACAGAAGCACCUUGAGAAAGAGAAGCCAGGCACUACAAUCAUACCGAUUUUGUUGUCAUCCGACAAAACUCAAGUAACGAUGUUUAGGAACAAAGCUGCCUACCCUGUAUACAUGAUGAUUGGAAACUUGCCCAAGGAAAUCUGUCAACAUCCUUCUCACAGUGCUCAGAUACUCCUGGCAUAUCUGCCCACCACCAAGCUAGAACAUAUCACCAACAAAUCGGUGAGACACCAAAGUCUCGUGAAUCUUUUUCAUGCUUGCAUGCGCUAUGUCGUUGAACCACUGGUAGAGCCAGGCAGAAAUGGGAUGGACAUUGCGAGUGGAGAUGGCGCUUUAUGCCAUGGGCAUCCUUUGGUUGCUUGUUACAUCAGGGACUACCCAGAACAGCUCCUCGUCACAGGCAUCAAGACUGGUGAAUGUCCAAAGUGUGAUAUACCAUCAGCCAAGCUUGGGAGUAAGGAUCUGCCUUGUCGCACACGAGAUCUUGGAGACAUUCUGGAUGCCCUCGCUCUGGUAGAUGAAGAUCCAUAUGAGUUUACAAAGGCCUGUCGCAGUGCAGGAAUCAAGCCACUCUUUCAUCCUUUCUGGGAAGACCUCUCUCAUUGUAAUAUCUUUCGCACGAUCACUCCUGACGUGUUGCAUCAAUUGUACCAGGGACUGGUCAAGCACCUGAUCUCAUGGAUCAAAUUGGCAUUCAGUGAGGCCGAAAUUGACGCGCAAUGCAAACACCUGCCCCCAAAUAACAAUGUGCAAGUCUUCAUGAAGGGCAUCUCCAUUCUCUCAUGA
Suillus paluster is the source of this 1809-nucleotide messenger RNA. RefSeq lists its product as uncharacterized. Bases 1 to 1809 code for a protein of 602 amino acids. The transcript is spliced from 4 exons. Lineage: Eukaryota; Fungi; Basidiomycota; Agaricomycetes; Boletales; Suillaceae. The record is from RefSeq and is a predicted model, not a curated record.